This is a messenger RNA of Aspergillus pseudonomiae, 537 nucleotides long. RefSeq lists its product as uncharacterized. The coding region runs from base 180 to 461 and encodes 93 amino acids. The transcript has a single exon. NCBI's taxonomy places the organism in Eukaryota, Fungi, Ascomycota, Eurotiomycetes, Eurotiales, Aspergillaceae. The record is from RefSeq and is a predicted model, not a curated record.
CCAAGACCACAAGGCCUGGCUUCGCCAGCUCGGCCUCGUACUCAGCAAGAGAGUGGAUUUCUGCAAUCAUGAUGGCUGCUGUGGUGGUUGAUCGUGAUAUCUAGAUCGAUGACAGGGGUUCGCCCGGUCGGACUGGUUUUAUAUGUGGAGACCCUUCGACCGUUGCACCACCAUCGCCAAUGGCAAGUUGCCCUAGUCUGACCCUAUCCAAGAUCUUCUCGCAUAUCCUGGUCAAUCUGCUUGGUCUUAAUCCCAGCAACAGGUCCCAGGACCCACUAAGAAGCGCUAGAAUCCCAACCGAAGCAGUGGUGGACCCAUCUCGGCGAAGUCGGGAAGUUAGCCUAACCAUCAACUUGUACAUCUCUGCCGUUCCUGCCGUCGGGUUGCCAGAUGUAUACGUACUACACGGUCGGGGAUGUUCUGCGAAAAGGAAGGACACCGGGUGUCAAAUCACAUUGUGACAUGUAUUAGGCGAGUUCUAUUAUUACUACAUAGAAUGGAAUUUUUUUUUUUUUCUUGGAACACGGAGACAGCGCC